UCCUUGCCCAGGACGGUGAUCGGGGAAUUCCUAGGAAUAUUAAAUACAAAAUGGUGAACUCUUCAGAUGAGUGCUCAAAAUUAUUUGAGAUAAAUACCACCACUGGGAAGUUUUUUUCAAUAAAUGAUAAAUUGGACAGAGACACUGGAAUCGUAUUGGAAAAUCAAGGUGUAUGCAGGAUCAGUAUUGAGGCUGAAGAGAUAACAGAACCCGGAGAGCCGACUACCAAUUCUACAGCCACCACGACAGUGACUGUGAUGGUGGAGGAUCUAGACGACAACGUACCAACCUUCAACAAGUCUCACUACGACGCCUACAUAGAGGAGGACGUGUCCAACAUUCCAAUAAACAUCGUGGGAUCGACAGGCAUAGAGGUGUUCGAUCUGGGUCAGGGACCAAACAGUAAGUUCAGCCUAACAGUCCGAUAUACCAACGGAACCAGAUUUACUGGAAUUGAAGCCACACCGUCAUUAGUUCUUUCCCGGGCUACGGUUUUAUUGAGACUUGUAAAUGGUUUUGAAUUCGACUACGAAACAGAACAGACCAUUACACUGCUUGUUGUAGCCACUGAGAGCAUUAACCUAAGUCUAUCUACAACAUGUACAGUCGAUGUUUACAUCAAUAAUACCAACGACAAUGAUCCAGAGUUUAGUCAGGAUGAAUACAAUGCCACCAUCCCCGAAAGUCCGCCGACUGGCACAUCAGUUACAGUAGUCACGGCAGAAGAUCUCGAUCUAGAAGAAUACGGCAAAUUGACCUAUACACUGAAAGGCUCUUCCCAGUUUGGCAUUGAUCCACACAAUGGCACUGUUUACACUGAGGGAAGUCCUGGUGACCUUGACCGAGAAACACGUGACACAUACUAUUUGACGGUGGUAGCCACUGACGGAGGAAACAGGAGGGCGGUGGCCUCUCUGACAGUAACUCUCUCCGAUAUCAACGAUAACCCACCCAUCUUCCUUUAUAAUACAGUGGAGAUGUCAAUUACUGAGAAUACGACACAGUUCAAUCCAGAUAUACUAGUAACGGCAACCGACAUAGACGAGAUCAACACACCAAACAGUGAAGUUAUGUACAGACUUAAAUGUCCCGAUAACCUGAACAACAACUUCACCAUUAACAGCACCACAGGUGAAAUCAUCGCCACACAGCCUCUGGACUACGAACGCCUCAACUCGUCACAGAACGGACAGAUACAUCUGAUCGUUAUAGCAUACGACAAUGGAAACAAAUCUCUUGAAUCAAACACUACUGUAACGAUCAACGUACAUGAUAUAAACGAUAACACACCAAACUUUCAUCAGGAUAGCUACAACGCCAGUAUUCCUGAAAACUCAGCAGCAGGAAUAUUCGUGGCCAAUGUGUCAGCAAGUGAUGGGGAUGCAACCAGCCCAAACAAUGAAGUCCGAUACUAUAUUGAAAAAGGAGGAUCCGAUUUGUUUCGAAUAAACGGACAAAAUGGCACCAUCACUGUUGAUCUGAAUGCUAAAUUCGACAGAGAAAGUCAGGACCAGUAUAACCUGACAAUAAUUGCCGCUGAUAUUGGUACUCCGCCAGAAACAGGGACAGUGACUCUAACUAUAACAAUUACUGAUAUCAACGACGAAAGUCCUGAGUUCGGCCAGUCUAGUUACAUAGCGAGUGAGAAAGAAGAUAUCGCCAUUGGAUAUAUCGUUAAAAACUGUACUGCUUCUGAUGCCGAUAAUAACAAUGAACUUGAGUACGACAUCCAAACUCAUUCAGCGACAGAUGGUGCAGGAAACAGUGUCAACAUCAGUCUAGUUGAGCAUAUGUUUGACAUUUAUCCAAACAAUGGAUCUGUGUUCGUGAGUAACAGUCUGGACAGAGAAAAAGCAAGCCAAGUAACGUUGAUUAUCAUUGUCAACGACACAAAGUGCGCCGAACAUUGUCCCCAGACAGCUACGGCAUUGCUGACUGUAACUGUUGAAGAUGUAAAUGAUGUUCCGCCAAAAUUUACAAAGGCCGAGUAUCAGGGGUCUGUUCCAGAGUCUUCGCCUGUUGACACAAUCGUUAUCACAGUUACAGCCUCCGACAUUGAUACCGUAGGAGCGCCUCCGAUUUAUACAUUGUUACACGAUACCUACGGGCCGCUAACAAUCAAAGACAACUCAUCAGGAACAAUAACAACAAAGAACAAGCUUGAUCGAGAAACCCAGCCGGAACUCAACAUAACGGUCGUCGCUUCUGACGGCCUGAACAACUCCACGUGCAUCGUAAUUGUUCACGUGACAGAUGUUAACGAUAAUGCACCAGUGUUUCUUCCCUAUGUCGACACCGUCUUUAUAACAGAGGGAAACUAUACGAAUGACAUCCGAUUCAUUGCCACAGUCAAUGCAACCGAUGCUGACGAGGGACCUAAUGCCAUAGUGAGCUACAGACUGGAAAACAACUACUACGACAGCUUCUGGAUAAAUGAUACAACGGGUGAUAUCUGGGCCGUCGGUGAUAUAGACCGGGAAACCACGUCACACAUUGGUGUGUUCGAGCUAACCAUUAUUGCUGAAAAUUUGCGAAAGGACCCAGAAAUCCUUCGGAAUAAUACAAAAUUAACGAUAAAUGUUUUAGACGUGAACGACAAUCAUCCCAAAUUUUCUAAUCCACCUUAUAGGGGGAGUGUCAAAGAAACAGAAGUUAAACCUGGUAAUCAAAUUCUACAGGUGACUGCAGUAGAUAGUGAUAAUGGUACUAACGGUACGGAAGGUAUAAAGUACGUACUGGGGGGUAUUACAAACGGGACCAGCUAUUUCUACAUCAACGCCACGACUGGCGAUAUAUACGCUUACAGCUCGAUGGUGAACAAUGUCGGAACGUUCCUCCUUAACGUGACCGCUAGUGAUGGUGGUCAGCCUCCCCUUGAGUCAGGUGUUGAAGUCUACAUCAACGUCGAAGACGAAAAUAACAACGCACCUGUAUUUCACUUUAGACAUCCGAUUGGUGGGAUAGUCAUAUACAGCAUGCUCGAGUGUAUGCAGAAUGGUUCUACAUUAACAACGAUCAAUGCUUCUGAUGCUGAUGUAGCUCAAAAUGGAAAGAUCACAUUUUCCUUUGCUCGGGAAGAUGAUUCAGACCCUGGUCCAUUCGUUAUAGAUAAGACUACUGGUGUGAUUAAAUUGAACGGCACUGUCAGUAACCAAAAGCAAGCAGAGUACAAGGUUAAAAUCAAUGCUACCGACAAUGGGACGCCAAAACCACUAACGAGCCUGUCCUCACCUGUAAAGAUUCUGAUCAAAGAUGUAAACGAUCAACCACCUGUGUUCAGUUCCAACGAAACGUCAGCUAAUGUGAGGGAGAACACUGUGGAUGUUACCGUUACCACUGUGGUAGCUCAUGACGCCGACGCAGACUCAGUCACGACAUACUCCAUCAAGGACAUCGGGUCCAACUACAAAGAUUUCCGCAUCAACGAGACCACUGGAUUGGUAACGAUAAUAAAACCUUUAGACCGUGAGCUGACCCCCACAGUCAACUUCACGGUGGAAGCGAGGGACGCCUCACUGAGAAACGAAACUUGUAACGGUACUGACGCAAUUGCGGCGAUGAGUGACACCCAGAUUAUCAUCGUGACACUGGAUGAUGAAAACGACAGCCCACCUGUAUUCAAGUCGAAAGAAUUCGAUACCGGUAUAAGGAAAAACAUUAAACUACUUACGUCAAUUUUUGACUUUGUAAAUAAGGUAUCGGACAGUGAUACUGAGAUCAACAGCGUCCAUUCAUUUGAAAUCCACAAUAUUACGAUGCCCGAUAGCAUUGUUGAUGCAGUAAAAAAUGUGCCACCGUGUAAGGAUACUGUAGCAGAACGAGCAGUAUGUCUGUCCAGUAAUGGAACCGUCACAACAAACAUGGUGUUUGAGGAGAACAUGAAGGGCACGAUGGAAAUAAUGGUUGUAGCGAGGGACAAGGCUGGGAACAGUACAACUAAACUCAAGAUUGAUAUUAUAGUUGAUAGCCAAAUGGCAAGAAUGGUAUUUGGUAGCAGCAAACAGCGGGUUGAAGACAUCAAAGACAAAGUCACAGGGGUACUGACCAAUCUGACCGGGUACACUUUCGUGCCGGACGAGGUCAGUGCAUACAUUAAAGACGACGGCAGUGUGGAUGUUACUCAGUCUGUUCUCACGUUUUAUGUGAAGGAACCAAAAACCGGCAGAAUCCUUACUGCGAAAGAAAUUACAGAUUUGGUGGACAGAUUCGGCAGCAGACUUAUAGAUGCAAGGAUAAGAUAUCAACUAGUAUCCAUUGAGGAGGCCUUUAAAACACCUGUAAAAGAAGUAGACGAGAGAUUUAAACAAACCAUGAUAUUGGUAGGAGCUACUGUGCUGGAGGCUUUGAUCAUCUGCAUCCUUGUUGUCGUGGCCUGUCGUAGCCAGGGGAAAUUCAAGCGAAAGCUAAAGGCGGCCACAGUAACAACGAAAGAUGAUAAGGAUACGGGAGGGAAAAAGAGUUCAAUUGUUCCUGGAAGCAAUGUUUACGCUUCAAU
This is a messenger RNA of Mizuhopecten yessoensis (Yesso scallop), 4495 nucleotides long. RefSeq names its product cadherin-23-like. Gene Ontology annotation, cellular component: plasma membrane; catenin complex. Gene Ontology annotation, biological process: homophilic cell-cell adhesion. The transcript has 26 exons. The record is from RefSeq and is a predicted model, not a curated record. The annotation marks the transcript as partial. Gene Ontology annotation, molecular function: calcium ion binding; cadherin binding. NCBI's taxonomy places the organism in Eukaryota, Metazoa, Mollusca, Bivalvia, Pectinida, Pectinidae.